Messenger RNA from Phyllostomus hastatus (greater spear-nosed bat), 7841 nucleotides. RefSeq names its product transcription activation suppressor (gene TASOR). Gene Ontology annotation, molecular function: chromatin binding. The record is from RefSeq and is a predicted model, not a curated record. Bases 251 to 5212 code for a protein of 1653 amino acids. Gene Ontology annotation, biological process: negative regulation of gene expression, epigenetic; protein localization to heterochromatin. The transcript is spliced from 24 exons. Lineage: Eukaryota; Metazoa; Chordata; Mammalia; Chiroptera; Phyllostomidae. Gene Ontology annotation, cellular component: nucleoplasm; heterochromatin.
UUUAGUGGCGGGGGCUGGCCGAAGAACUGCACAAGCGAGGAGCGGCUUCUAGAGUCCAACAGCACGGUUGGGUCGCUGGCUUUGGGGCCCGCGAGAGGCUCCUGGGUUGCUAGAGCGGCCCACGGCCACGGGGGGAAGGGGGUGGGUGGGCUGAGAGCAGCUAGGCGGCUACGCCGGCCCGCCGCCCCUUCCCCCCCACCCCAGUCGACCUUGUUGGCAGAAGCUUCCCGGGCCUCCUCACGCCGGCGCAAUGGCGACUACUGCGGAGACAGAAGCUUACCCGCCGACGGACUCGAGCUGCGAAAGUGGCGGCGGUGGCGGCGGCGACGAGGAGAUGAAACAGGAGCUUCCGGAGCUUGAAUCCUCCUCACAAAAUGGCGGCGGUGUCCUCAGCAUCACGGAGCCCGGCGGCGGCGCCGGGCCUGAGGAGAACGCUGCGGCCGAGGCCACGGCAAGCGUCAGCCAAGAGCAGCCUCAAGACUCUUCUGAGGCGAGCGCGGCCGCUCUCCUCAAAGGCCCCGAAGAGCCCGAAAGACCCGUUAGGAGGAUUUUUCAGAUCCCCAGGAAGAGCAGAGAAAAGAAAGCACUUUUUCAGCCAUUAACUCCAGGAUCUCGUGAAUUUGAAGAUGUUUUAAAUAUUCUCCAUUCAUCUUACCUUGAACCAACCUCAGUAACAAAUUUUAACUACAAACGUGCUUGCUUGGUACAUAAUGAGCUUUUGGAAAAGGAGUUUACAGAAAAGCGAAGAGAAUUGAAGUUUGAUGGCCGUUUAGAUAAAGAACUUUCAGAAUCCUAUGCAUUUCUGAUGGUUGAUCGAUAUCAGGUUCAAAGCAUAUGUGAAAAAGGAUUACAGGUGGGCCAGUCCAAAAUAACAAUUCUUGGCAGUCCUUCCAUGGGUAUCUAUCUUUCUAGGUAUGCUGAUUUAUUACAAGCUAAUCCUUUGGAAGCUGGGGCAGUGGGUGAUAUUAUUAUUUUUAAAAUAAUGAAGGGUAAAAUAAAGAGUAUAUACGACCCCAUGGGUGUAAAAUGUUUGGACUCUACAUUAAAUAAAAGUACUUUGGACCCAACCCCAAAGCAUGAAUGUCAUGUGUCAAAGAAUGCCAAUAGAAUUACAUCACUUUUGGCUUACCGAGCCUAUGAGCUUACUCAGUAUUAUUUUUAUGAGUAUGGGUUUGAUGAGCUAAGGCGAAGACCAAGACAUGUGUGUCCAUAUGCUGUUGUGUCUUUUACUUACGAAGAUGAUCUACAACCUCCGAAGUUUGUACCUUCAUCAAGAUCUAACAGCUUUAAUGCAGAUAGAAACACAGAUAAAUUUAACUACACCUUGUGGAAAGGACAGCUUUUAAAUAAAGGAAAGCUUUUGUGCUAUAUUUCUUUGAGGUCAGCCACUCGUGCUUUUUUGCCUAUCAAACUUCCUGAGAAGUUAGAUGUUGAAACAGUUAUGAGUAUUGAUCAUCUGAAACAGAAAAUUCAUCCAGCACUGUUUUACAAGGAAGCAUACUUCGGUUCAAAUGAAGUUUCAAAGAGUGGAAUGUAUUGCAGUCUUUAUGAAGUUGUAGAAAAGACAAGAAUUGGAAGUAACAUGGAGAGUUUACUGCAAAAACUAGAGAAAGAAAAACUUGUUCUUGUUAAACCUUUGGGAGACCGAGGAUACCUUUUUCUUCUCUCUCCUUAUCAAAUGGUUUCUCCAUAUGAACAUCAGACUACCAAGUCUCGAGUUCUGCAUGCUUUGUUUCUAUUUCAAGAACCUAGAGGCAUAGUUACUUCACAAAAAGGUUCAACCAAUGUAGCACCACAGGAGAGACAUGAGAGCAUGCCAGAUGUAUUAAAAAUAACUCAGUUUUUACAGUUUGCUUUGAUUCGGUGUCGAAAGGAAUUCAAAACUAUAAAUACUAUAAAUUUUCAUUCUGGUGUUGAAAAGUAUGUAACUGAAUUUUUUAAGCGAGGUUUUGGUUCAGGUAAACGAGAGUUCAUUAUGUUUCCAUAUGAUUCACGAUUAGAUGAUAAAAAAUUCUUAUACCCAGCUCCAAAAAAUAAAUCCCAUAUUGAUGAUUGUUUGCAUACCUAUAUUUUUCGGCCUGAAAUGUAUCAGUUACCUAUUUGUAAGUUAAAAGAGUUGUUUGAUGAUAAUAGAAAACUUCAACAGUUCAGUCAACUUUCAGAUUAUGAAGGCCAUGAAGAAAUGAAUGGCACAAAAAAGAAAUUUGGAAAACGAAGUAACUCAAGGGGUGAGACUAUUAAACCUGGAAAGCAGAAGUCAUCUCACUCUUUGGAUUAUGAUAAGGAUAGAGUCAAAGAAUUGAUUGAUUUGAUUCAGUGUAGGAAAAAAAAUGUGGGUGGGGACUCAGACACAGAAGAUAUGAGAAGCAAAACUGUCUUGAAGAGGAAGCUUGAGGAUCUACCUGAAAAUAUGAGAAAGCUCGCCAAAACCAGUAAUUUAUCUGAAAAUUGCCAUCUUUAUGAAGAGUCUUCACAGCCUGUUGGCUCACUUGGGCAUGAUGCUGACUUGAGACAGCAGCAGCAGGAUACCUCUAACUCGGGCGUUUCUGACAUCCAUAGGCUGUUUAAUUGGCUAUCAGAAACACUAGCAAAUGCACGCCAUUCUGAUGCAUCCCUCACAGACACAGUCAACAAAGCCUUAGGAUUGAGCACCGAUGGUGCCUAUGAAGAGCUGAGGCAAAAGCAUGAUGAAUAUGACUUAAGUUCUAACCCAGAUAAGAAAGAAUAUGAGCAACCUACUUGCAAAAAAAUUGAAAAUGCACAUUUUAAGGGUACUCAGAGCCCACUGCCAGAAGUUGAUAAGUCAUCUAUAAAGUAUCAUGUUGCUGUUUCUACCAGUGAAGUAGGCACUGAUCAUAAAUUACAUUUGAAAGAAGAUCCAAAUUUAAUUAGCAUGAAUAAUUUUGAAGAUUGCAGUUUGUGUCCCACUAUUCCCAUUGAACAUGGAUUCCAUAAACAAUCUAAGUCAAAUGAUGUUGAAGAGACUGAAAUACAUUGGAAAUUGAUUCCAAUUACAGGAGGGAAUGCAAGAAGCCCAGAAGACCAGCUAAGGAAACAUGGUGAGAAACAAACACCAGGUAUGAAAUCACCAGAAGAACAACUGGUGUAUCUGCCACCGCACGAGGCCUUUCCUAACGACCCCCGGGUAAUAAGUAGACAGAGAACUUCUGAUUACCAGUUUCCAUCCUCUCCAUUUACAGACACACUAAAGGGCACCACUGAGGAUGGCGUGUUGACAGGUCAGGUGGUGAAGGUGGAGGAGCAGUGUGUGCCAGCAGCAGAGCCGCCUGCAGUGAGUGAAACCACAGAGAGGACAGUGUUAGGAGAAUACAAUCUCUUUUCUAGGAAGAUAGAAGAGAUUUUGAAGCAAAAGAAUGUUUCAUAUGUCAGUAGAAUUUCUACACCUAUCUUUUCAACACAAAAGAAAAUGAAACGACUUUCUGAGUUCAUAUAUUCUAAGACUCCUAAAGCUAGUGUACAGGAGUUUGUAGAUGGCUUGCAUGAGAAACUAAGUACUAUCAUUAUCAAAGCAUCAACAAAGGGUGGGAAUUUGCCACCAGUUGGUCUUAAUGGUUCUGGUACUAAGAUAGCAUUGAAUCCUCUAGGAAGACAUGUCAUACCAGUUUCCUCAAGUGACUUUAACAAUAAACACCUCCUUGAACCACUUUGUGGUGAUACUUUGAAAGACAUCAACUCUAAUGGUCAGCAUUCUUCAACUUUGGGUUUAACUGAAGUAGAAGUGAUCCAGCCACACCAUGCCAUGGAGAUAAUGGUGACUUCUGAUCAUACUGUACCUGAUCAUACUGCCCAGGAACCAGAAGAAAAAGAAGCAGCAAAAUCACCCAGUGAUGUAAACAUUUCUGCCCAACCAGCUCUUUCAAAUUUUAUAAGCAAGUUAGAACCUGAAGUAUUUAACAGUUUAGUUAAAAUCAUGAAAGAUGUCCAGAAAAAUACUGUGAAAUUUUAUAUUCAUGAAGAAGAAGAGAGCGUGCUCUGUAAAGAAAUAAAGGAAUAUCUUAUCAAGUUAGGCAAUACAGAAUGUCAUCCAGAACAGUUUUUGGAAAGAAGAUCAAAAUUAGAUAAACUAUUAAUUAUUAUUCAAAAUGAAGACAUUGCAGGUUUCAUUCACAAGGUACCUGGCUUGGUGACUUUAAAGAAGCUCCCCUGCGUUAGUUUUGCUGGUGUUGAUAGUCUGGAUGAUGUUAAAAAUCAUACGUACAAUGAACUAUUCGUGUCUGGAGGUUUUAUUGUGUCUGAUGAAUCUAUUUUAAAUCCAGAAGUUAUCACAGUUGAGAACCUUAAAAAUUUUUUGACAUUCCUCGAAGAACUUAGUACUCCAGAAGGAAAAUGGCAAUGGAAAGUCCACUGUAAAUUUCAGAAAAAACUAAAGGAACUGGGCAGAUUGAAUGCUAAAGCCCUAAGUCUGCUGACACUUCUGAAUGUCUAUCAGAAGAAACAUCUGGUUGAAAUUUUGUCAUACCACAAUUGUGAUUCGCAAACUCGAAAUGCUCCAGAAUUUGACUGUCUUAUCAGACUUCAGGCUCAGAACAUACAGCAACGACACAUAGUCUUUUUAACAGAAAAAAAUAUCCAGAUGUCCUCCAGUUAUACAGAUAAUGGAAUAGUAGUUGCAUCUGCUGAAGACUUUAUGCAAAACUUUAAAAAUCUUGUGGGCUAUCACAACUCAGUCACAGAAGAAAACCUUCCAUUGCUUGGUGCUAAUGAGAAUCUUGAGUCGCAGUCAGCUCUUUUAGAAAACGAUGAAAAGGAUGAAGAGGAUAUGUCUCUGGAUUCAGGAGAUGAAAUCUCACAAAUAGAAGUGUACAGCAAUUUUCAUUCAGAAAUUUUGGCGAAAGAGACCAAAGGAUCACGUGGAACAGAUCAAAAAAAGAAUAUUCAAAUUGAGUUGCAGUCGUCUCUUGACGUGCAAAAAAGUUUAUUAGAAGAUAAGACUUAUCAGAUUGAUUCUGAAGAAAGAGCUUUUAUUGAUGUAAGCUCUGAAGGACAGAACAGCAGUUCAGCUGAACAAGAUUCAUAUAGCAACUUUCAGGUUUAUCAAAGUCAAUUAAGUAUGUCCCAUCACUGUAGUCAUUUUAAUGUUCUCACUCACCAGACAUUUUUGGGGACACCAUAUGCCCUUUCAUCAAGUCAGUCUCAAGAAAGUGAAAAUUACUUUUUAUCUGCUUAUACUGAAAGCUUGGGGGAGAAGUGAUUUUCCAGGCCAUAUUUAAAAGAGAAAUAAUGAUAGUAACUUUUUUUUACAUAAGUUGUUACGGACUUUUUCUGUUUCUUAAAAGUGAAUUAACAAUUUAUAUUUCAUUCUCUAGAAACAAAAGGUUUCUGUCCUUUCUCAAAAAUUUUUCCCCUCUUAUUUAAAUCAUGAUGGCCUGUAACAGUUGAAGCAUAUGAAAAUUGAAAUAAAUAUAUAUUUUUAACAUAUAUUGUACUUGAAUUAUCUAAUGUUGGCACUUUUUAAGUUUUACAUUUGUAUAUCACCUGUACUUUGGCUUCAGAUUGAAGUCUGUUUUAUAUAUAAAACUAGACGUUUGCAAAAGGAUAGUAGACAGCAAUGGCUUUACUUCUCUAAUGUUAGAUGAUACCAGCUACUUUUGCUGAAAUGACCUAUCAACUAUUGUAUUUAUUUUCAUUUAAGCUUUUUGUAUAGUGUUUUUUACAUAGGUAUAAGCCAGUGAUAUUAAUAAAUACAAGAUUUUGGCUCAAUACCUCAAGAUUUAUCUAACAGUGCAGUUUCUUUUAGUAAAUAAACUGUGUACAUAGGACUUAGGCCUUAAUACCAGGCAGCAUUAUUUUUUUAUCUUCAGGCUUAGCCAUGUUAAAAUUCUGGUCAACCUGUUAUUUUAGAGCACUUGAUAAUUACAAUUUUCAAUGCUUGUGUGGCCCUUGACUUACCCAAAUUCAAUUUCAUAUUUCAAAAUAUAAAUUUAUUAAAGGCAUUGGACAAUUUGGAACAAACCGUUUGCUAUAAAUUUUUAAAUUGGCAGUCUUAGAAAAGAAGUAUAUUUUUGAGGUGGUAAGUACUUAAAUGCUAGACUAAAAACUUUAAACUCAGAUAAAAUAUGUGGUGGAGGUAAAUUUUAAACCCUCAUCUAUUGCCAAUAACUGCCUCUCCAUUACUAAUGCAAAGAGUCAUAAAAAUAGGAUUUGGAGAAAAUUACCAUGUGAGCCUAAACUGAAUUUCAGUUAUUUUAGUAAUGUUGGGAUAUAUUAAAUCAGACUUUCCUUUGGCACCUCAAAACAACUUGGAAGAGUUUCUACCCUUUUAAAUCUUUUUGUAUAUUAAAAUACAUAAGUGGUAUUUCAGUUAAUAAGGUAUACAUAAAAUGUGUGGAAGAACAUUACUAACAGAUCAGAAACUCCAGACUGUGUUUAAGGUAAGUAGGAAAGUGUUUUUAUAGGACUUAAAUACCCAGAUGGUGAAAGAGCAGAAACAUGCUUCUUAUUACUACUAAACUUUUACAAAGGUGUCUGUUUUAUUGUUGAAAAAUUAUAUAUAUAUACACAUAUACAGCAUUUUAUUACAUAAUAUACAAUUUUUAAAUAAGCAUCUAAAAAGUAAACCUAGACUAUUUGUAAAAAUAGUUAAGUGAUAAGGACAUUUUAUAAUUUGGAAGACAAAUCAAAUGUGAAGGAUUUGAUUUUUCUACAUUUAAAACGAAGAACUAAAAUUCUUCUUGAUUGGCAGCUAAAGGCAUGAGAUUAGUUUCCAACUCCCUUUGCUUCUGGAGAAGGCCCUGAAAUUACAUUGAUAUAUGUUAGUAAAGGUAUGCAGCAGACUUGCAAGUUAUUCCUUUUUAACAUUUUUAUCCUGUUAAUUCAGAAUUUUAUUUUUGAAAACAUGUAUUAAGUUCAAAUACUUGGCUACUGUCUAAGCUUUCUCUUUGUCAUGUUAAAUUAAUUACUCAAAAAAUUUCAAUAAUUCUCCACUAGACUUUUGUAGCUAUUACAAUAUUUGUAAGAUUGUAUUUUUAGCAUAGAAACAAAUAGGGAUGACUUAUCUUAAAACCAAGUCUACAUGAUUUUAUGGGCCUGAGUUUCCCUCUUCCUGUCUGCCAAAUGCUAGUGUUUCCUGCACUAACAGUGGCUAAUCUAAGGCCCUGCUGAAUAAUUAAUAUGUGGGUGAAUGUGUACAUCAUAGUCCUUCCUCCACUUGACCUUGUCUCCACAAAGCUAGUAGUUUUAGGUUAAAAACAAACAAAAAAACCUUCAGUGUGUGAAUUACCGAACGUGAGUAACAUAACUCAAUCAAUAUGUAACCAAACCUACCAUUUAAAAAACAAAGGACAGUCUUCUUCAUAAUCCUGUGUUAGUGCGAGUGAUUUUCUAGCUCUAUAGAAAGAAUCAAUUUGAAAUCAAAGACGUAUUUGUAAAUGACUGAACAUGGAAAAAGACACCCCUAAAAUGACAGUGUAUUUUCCCCAAAUACAAAAAGUACACUUUAAUCAAAACUAACAGCAAAAAAUUUUGCAAGCUUACUAUUUUUUUUUUAAGCCAAGCUGAUGGAGAAAAGUUACAGCCUUAAAUAAUGAAUUUUAUUUUUACCUAGGCAAGAUGAGAAGUCAUAAUUGGUCUGGGAUAAAAAAUAGUCUGGUGGAUAAGGUUACACGUAUAAUUUCACAAUGAAUUAUAUUAUUUUUUGGGACUUGUGUUUAUGUUGUGUUCUGAACACUGCCAACACAUUCUAUAAAAAGCAUGAACUGCAUUACUGAGAACCUAUCACAACAUAAUUGUGUAUUUUCUGCCUUUGGUUUUAGGGCCUUAUUGAUAUUUUACUGCACAAAUGUAUGUUUUUUUCAUUCAAUAAAAUGGUUUUAAUAUUUGAA